AUGGAGGUCAACACCACAGCCAUUCCCAAAAUCAUAUCUUGUGAUGACAUCCCGUCCUCGCCUUCUUCGCCAUCAUCUCCAACUUCAAAUUCAGCCUCAAAAAUCCCAAAUCCGCUAGCAGAUGAGCUAUUAACCCGCUGUCUAAAAGUCUCGGAUGAGAUAACACUUCUGGAAAAGAAGUUGCUCCAAAGACUUCCGCCAAAGCAACGUUCGAAGAAGGGUAAUCUACCCAUCGAACUUCGUCAUUUUAAAAAUGCCAUCCUGGUUGAGCAGAGACUUUUGGAGAAUCUAUCAUAUUCUCCUCCAACCCCAAAAACCCAGCAUUCCCUUCGCUCUUCCAACCUAAAAUUCCUAGAAUCAGUCUGGUCCAUCGCAAAGACGUGUAGCGGGCUACAAGUAAUCUUCCGGACUGUCCAGCUUUUCGACCAUCCAACUGAUAAUGCUGCAAAACUCCGUGGUAAAGAAAAGAAGGAAUUGAAAAGGAAGAAAACUCCAGUGCAGGUUGAUAUUAUUGCACAAAACGGAUUGGAAUGGAUCAAAGUCGCAGGUCUGUCGGAGAAAAGAUUGGAGACAGAAUUUGCGAAGGCGAGGUGGGAGGCCGAAGGUUUUAAAGAUGAAGACGACGACGAAGAUGGGCAAUCUGAAAAUGGUGAUAAGCUCGAUCACGAAGAGAAUGGAGGAAAAGAUAUUAACCAAACCAUCCUCGAGUUCCAACACGAUUCAGACGCCUUCUCACUCGUCAAAUCCGCCAGAUCAAUGGUUCUUGCGGCUCAGCAGACAAGAGUCCAAUACCUCCAUCCAGAAAUCACCAUCGUCCUCCCAAACAUCCAUUACGAUCCUCAGAACCCUCAACUGGGAUCAGCCAUCCACACCCUAAUAACUGCAAUCCUCUCAACGGGCGCUAGGGUUCAGACUUCAAAUAGUAAUAUUAUCAGCCCUACACCUCCUCCAGGAGACGAAUCAACUUUGACAGAUAACUACGGAAACACAAUAACAAACCGCUCUCAAUCUCUCCAUCCGAACCACCCACCACUUGCCUCUUCUUCUUCAUCCACACAAACAUCACCAGAGUCCGUCGCAGAGGCGGCAUUAACAAGUCUCUCCAUAACCUCCGAUCCGAUAACCCUCAUCACACCCAAGAUCCUUCUGGAUUGUACAAUCCUACUAGCAUUAGUUUCAGAUCUCUCUCAUGAGUCGGUAGCUGAACAACCAAUCUUUCACCGUCAUAUCCUCCAACAAGUUCGUGCGGAAAACGAAGAACCGUUGUUGCCGCAUUGGAUUUUUCCUAGUAUCGAGGGGAGGGAGAUGGUUUGUACUUUUGAUGCUUAUAAACGGUUUAAAGAGAUCGUAGACAUUGUGGGGAGCGAGAAUGAGAAAGUGAGGGCCAAUGCAUUGGUUUGGGGUGGUACUGGGAGGGAUUGGAGACAUCCUUUGCCUUCGAAGUCGCCUUCGAAGUCGGGUCCUAAUAUCACCAACGGUGGUAAUAAGGAUACAGGUAUCACUUUCACUGAGGAAGGUGAACCUGUCCUCCCCGACGGCCGCACCCGUACCUCCCUCAUUUCGACUCUUCAAUCUCUCUCCAGACACCAAGUUCCAAGAACUCUAAACCUUCCGAUCACAGUAGUCGAUUCCCUGGAAUCUCAAAUCAUGUCUCAUAACCCCGUUGCCGCAAAGAUUGGGCCGGAGUUGUCGGUUGUGAACAGGAGUUCGUUGUUUACGGCUUGGGAGAUGGGGAUUACUAUUGUGACUACCAAUGGUAGUGUGGUGAAGAGAUUGGAAUGGCUCGUGGAGGAGAAUAGAAUCAGAGACGAUGAUGCGGGGCCAAAGGUACAUUUGUUGGCUAUUGCUAGGAGUCUGGUUGGAAAGAUGAAGAAGGGGACGGAUAUUUUGGUGGAGGGGUGA
Orbilia oligospora ATCC 24927 is the source of this 1902-nucleotide messenger RNA. RefSeq lists its product as uncharacterized. The transcript has 3 exons. Bases 1 to 1902 code for a protein of 633 amino acids. NCBI's taxonomy places the organism in Eukaryota, Fungi, Ascomycota, Orbiliomycetes, Orbiliales, Orbiliaceae. The record is from RefSeq and is a predicted model, not a curated record.